AUGUUCGAUAUGCUUCGUGAAGACAAAGAAGUGCAAGCCAUUGGUAGUAGGAAUACGACUUCCAUGUCCGCCACCUUCUCGUCGUGUCUCCGAUAUUACCACUUACAGCGCCGUCUUUUACGGAACGAGAGGCUCCGUAGGUUGAAAUCUGAAAACUAUAAUGGGGCAUUUGAAUGGCAUGAAGGAACAAUUCUAACUAAUUAUAGUGCCUUCGUGGAUCUUGGAAGGAUCAACUCGAUUCUCGGAGGGCUGCACAGAACUUUAUUCGGAUAUUUGGUUAUGAGAGGAGUAUUGUGA
Heterobasidion irregulare TC 32-1 is the source of this 297-nucleotide messenger RNA. RefSeq lists its product as uncharacterized. Bases 1 to 297 code for a protein of 98 amino acids. The transcript has a single exon. Lineage: Eukaryota; Fungi; Basidiomycota; Agaricomycetes; Russulales; Bondarzewiaceae. The record is from RefSeq and is a predicted model, not a curated record.